Saccostrea cuccullata (small rock oyster) is the source of this 2210-nucleotide messenger RNA. Its product is annotated as mitochondrial uncoupling protein 4-like. The coding region runs from base 176 to 1126 and encodes 316 amino acids. Lineage: Eukaryota; Metazoa; Mollusca; Bivalvia; Ostreida; Ostreidae. The transcript is spliced from 10 exons. Gene Ontology annotation, biological process: transmembrane transport; response to cold. The record is from RefSeq and is a predicted model, not a curated record. Gene Ontology annotation, molecular function: transmembrane transporter activity.
CAUAGUUCCGUUCAAUUUUACAAACACGAGAAAUGUGUAUGUGCCGUCUCAGCUGAGUCUCUACGAUGAAAUUUUCGUGGAGGAUUUUGCACAGAGAAAUAUCUAUUUUAUCAUUAGAACUGAGUGCAAGAACGUUAUUUUUUCAAGUAGUAGGAUUUAAAAUAAGUGCUACAAAAUGACAGGUGGGAGUAAAUUAGCAACAACUUCAACAGCAUCAUCAGCUGAUUCCUUUUGGUUUAAAUAUGUCCUGUCAUCUAUCGCAGCAGUAUGUGCAGAAACAGCUACAUACCCUUUGGACCUCACGAAGACCCGCCUACAGAUUCAGGGAGAGAAGGCAGGGGGUGGAGCCCUCAUGGCCAAGCGAGGAAUGGUCAGCACAGCAUUGGGAAUAGUUCGUGAAGAGGGGGUGCUCAGUCUUUAUCAGGGACUACAACCAGCUUUAAUUCGGCACAUAGUUUACACAGGUAGCCGGAUGUCUAUUUAUGAAUUAUUCAGGGAACACAUUUUACAAAGAGAGGCUGACGGAAGCUUCCCAGUAUGGAAGGCCUCACUAGGGGGGCUGAUCGCUGGAGCUCUCGGUCAGCUGAUAGCCAGUCCUACUGACCUGAUUAAAGUCCAGAUGCAGAUGGAGGGAAGAAGAAAAUUGGAGGGGAAACCCCCUAGAGUUAGAGGGUUUUUUGAUGCAUUUCAAAAAAUAGUGGCAGAAAGUGGUGUUAAAGGUUUAUAUAGAGGAGUGGUACCAAAUGUACAGAGGGCAGCACUGGUUAAUAUGGGAGAUUUAUGUACUUAUGAUACAGCCAAACAGAAUAUUUUACGUCACACUGAUCUAAAAGAUAAUUAUGUCACACAUUCCUUAGCAAGUGCCUGUUCAGGUUUAGUGGCAGCUACCUUUGGGACACCAGCUGAUGUUGUCAAAACCAGAAUAAUGAACCAGCCAACAAAAAAUGGAAAAGGAUUGCUAUAUACGGGUUCCAUAGACUGUUUAAUUAAAACAGCCACACAGGAAGGUGUGAUGGCUCUAUACAAAGGAUUCAUCCCCAUUUGGUUACGAAUGGCACCCUGGUCCUUGUGUUUUUGGUUGUCCUUUGAGAAGAUCCGUCGACUUGCAGGGGCUUCCUCAUUUUGAUUUAGAAGAUUUUAGUGAUUGAUCAGUAUUUAAUUAGACCAUGUUAUAAAUAUUUUACUCAUCUGAGCUGAAAACUCCAGUAAGCUUUUCUGAUCAUAUUUUGUCCAGUGUCCCCUGUCCGUUUGUCUGUAAACACAUUUUCGACUUCUGUAAGAACUACGGAACAAAUUUCAACCAAACUAGCCAAAAAGUAUACUUGGGUAAAGGGAAUUGAAUUUUAUCAAUUGAAGGGCCACACCCUUUCUUAAGGGGAGGCAAUUUAAAAUCAAAGAAAAUAAAUGCAUGGCAUUCUUAAAAAAAAAAAGACUUCUCAAGAACCACUAGGCCAAAAAAGAAGAUACUUUUGUGAAAGCUUCAUAACAUGGUGUUUGUUCAAAUCAUGAUCUCCAAGGGUAUAGGAUGGGGCAACAAUGGGGGAUCAUAUAUUUACAUAGGAAUAUAUUUGUGACAAUCAUCUAUUGGUACAUGUACAGGUAUUACAAUUGAAAGAGCUUUUGAAAUAUUUACAUGUAUUUAAAGUCAAACCUUGUUACCUCAAAUUCAAGGGGACCAAGGAAAACCCCUUCAGAUAUAUCCAAAAUGUUAGAGGUUUAAAUGCAAUUACAUGUAGUAAAAAAAAGUAUUUGGGACUUUCAAAUUGCAUAGACAUAUCUACCGUACAUGUACAAUGUCAAGUUUUCCUUCCAUCUUUGCAACGUGUAUAACAGUGAAUGUGUGUUCAGUUGAGUUGAUUACAGUCAGAGAAUAAUGUUGGAUGACUUGUCAGUGCCUGUUUUUAAUAUGUCUUUGUUUUAAAUGAAUUUUAGAAUAACUUAUACUGAUUAAAAAUGUAAACCAUAUGCAUCAUUGAUUGCGAGUGUAAAUGUAUUGAUCAUGUGUGAAACUUUUCAUUGUGCUAUUUAAGUUUGAAUUUGAUGAAUAAUAUACUGAAGUAUAUAGAUUUGUCUUCUACAAAUUAUUUAUAAAUGAUGCUGUUUAAAAUAAGCAAUACAUAUAUUAUAUAUAUAUUAUAUUGAUGAAUGAAUGACAUGAAUGGAUUACAUAUUUUUCUUGAGGUGAACACACAAAUUGAUUAUGAAGCCAA